Molecule: messenger RNA, 5795 nt
Organism: Ahaetulla prasina
Lineage: Eukaryota; Metazoa; Chordata; Lepidosauria; Squamata; Colubridae
Gene: PROM1
Product: prominin 1
Exons: 30
Coding region: 566-3193 (875 amino acids)
Cellular component (GO): microvillus; cilium; apical plasma membrane
Molecular function (GO): cholesterol binding
Source: RefSeq, a predicted model, not a curated record
CCAUGGGGCAGAGCCCCUGCCUCUUCGGCCGCACUGCCCCAGCGCCCCGGGACCGGCUGGAGCUGCCCGACCGGCUCCUCCCGGUUUCUGCGCAAGCGACGGUGGCAUUGGCGUCUGAAUCUCGCAGCGGCGCCCCCAGCUGAGCCCGAUACCCCAACCUAGCCCGCACUGGGUUGGUAGGUGUAGUUUCGCCCGGCCCUACCCAACCCCGCUUUUCCCAGGCGCGUUCACCGCGGGGCAGGCGUGCACUAAGGAGUCGGCCGCGGACGAGCGGAGUGCGCGCGGCUGAGCUGCAGCUCAGUUGUUGCUGUGCGCGGAGAGGAGUCGUAGGAGCCAAGCGGUGCCGGGGUCAUCGGUGGGUUUAAUUUGGAUUAAUCAGUCUGGAGCAAAAGGACAUGACUUUUCAGAGGAAAUGUUAGCAACUGGGCUGUUAGCAACUCCAAAAGUGAGAUUCAUAUGAAGAGCUCAGAGAAAAGCGUUUUGAAGUAUAUGCCCAGCAAAGCUCAUCUCAUCUCAAGGGUGUUAUUCACCUCCCUUCUGCCUCUGUCUAUGAGUUUGGUCAGCCAUGGCUAGAGAAGUUUAUUUAUUGCUUCUUUUAUUGUUCUGUGGGGGAACAAUUUCUGAACGGCAGCCUUUGCCUCAAAUGCCUUCCGAAACUCUAGAUUUUGGGUAUGUUCCCCACAAGAUAUACAACACCAACGCUUACUACGAGCCCGGAACAAUAGGGAUUUUGUUCCGCAUGGUCCACGCUUUCCUCUGCAUAGUUCAGCCCAAUUACUUCCCUCAAGAUCUUAUCAAAAAGUUAGCACUGCAGACAUUUGGAAAUAAGCCUGGUGAUUAUCAAAAGCCCGAAAAUGUUGUAUUGACUCUUCAGGCAGUUUACUAUGAAAUUGGCUUCAUAAUCUCAGCUGCCCUGGGAAUCCUAUUUGUCCUGUUGCUUCCACUGAUUGGCCUCUGUUUCUGCCUGUGCCGAUGUUGCGACAAUUGUGGUGGGGAAAUGCACCAGAGACAGAAAAAAAACACCAACUGUCGAAGGGGCUGCUUCACUGGCCUCCUCUUGGUAGCUACAUUGCUAAGCAGUAUUGGAGUGUUUUUUGCCUAUGCGGCUAACCAGCAUCUCACAAGCCAAGUCCGAGGAUCCAGGGGACUCAUGAACAAUAAUUUCAGAGACCUUCGGAUGUUCCUGAAUGGAACUCCUGGGCAAAUCGACUAUUUGGUGAAUCAGUAUAACACUACCAAGAAGAAAGCACUUUCUGAUCUUAAUAAUGUUGAGACAUUGCUUGGCAGUCGCGUCUGGGAACAGCUGGGAAAGGAGGUAUACCCUGCUCUUGAUGCUGCUCUUACCAUGGCAGGAGCUAUUAGAGAGACAAAAGAGGCACUGGAGAAUGUGAGUGGGUGUCUGGAAAUGCUACAAGAGGGCACUGAGAAGUUGCACACGAGCCUGAUAGAUGUGAUGGAAGACUUGAUAGAUACUCUUAAUGAUUCAGCUUGCCUGGCUAACCAGGUUGCUUCAACUUGCAACCUUAUCAGAAAUUCUUUGAAUCAGCUGACCAUUAAUGCUAAUUACAGCAAGUUACCAGGAGUGAACCCUCAGCUUGCCAGAGUCAAUGAAGUCCUUAAAAUAGACCUUUCCAAUCUCAUUCAAAAGGGUUAUGCAGCAUUUAAUGAUACUCCUGAACUGGUACGGGAUCAAACAAAGAAUAUUUUGUCAGAUAUUAAAAGUAUCUUGGAAAAUGUUGGUUCAAACAUCACAGCCUUUACUAACAAGCUUCCCAUUCAGGAGAUUCUAACAGAUUCCGCAGUAUAUCUCACUCAGAGUGAAGCGUAUGUUGAAGAUUAUUUUCCAUUAGUGGAGCAAUAUGAUUUCUACAGGUGGCUGGGCUGCUUAAUCCUAUGCUGCAUGGUGAUCCUGAUCCUGGUCUUUUUCUACCUGGGAUUAUUAUGUGGUACAUGUGGCUAUGACAAAAAUGCAACACCAACAACCAGAGGCUGUGUCUCAAAUACUGGAGGAAAUUUCUUGAUGGCUGGAGUUACUUUCAGCUUCCUCUUCUCCUGGGUUCUGAUGCUGACAGUGGUGGUCACUUUCAUUGCUGGUGGAAACAUGGAGAAGCUGAUAUGUGAAUCAUUUGAUGACAAGACUUUAUUCAAAAUUUUGGACACACCCUACUUGCUUAAUCGCCAGUGGAAACACUAUCUAUCUGGCUUCAUUCUGAAAAACCCAGAUAUUGACUUGACAUUUGAAAAAGUUUACAGUGACUGCAAGGAAAAUAAAGGCAUUUAUGCUACACUUCGCUUGGAAAACCUUUUCAAUAUCCAUAAAAUCCUAAACAUCAGCAUGUAUGCAGAGGAUGUGUCACUUAAAAUCAAGUAUAUCAAUGUAAAUUUAAGCAAUAUAAUUUUACUGAGCAACACUGGAAAAGAGAACCUGUUGACUUUUGGUUCUUCUGGAAUAAAUGAAAUAAGCUUUGCAGCAUACCUGUCAGAGAUUAACAAGAGCAUCACCAAAAUUGAUCUAUUGUUAUAUGCUAAUGAUUUGGAAGCAAGAGCAGAUCAGCUGCCCAAAGGAGCAUUAGAAAACGCUUUGAAAGGACAUGCAAAUACGAUUCGGCUGAUACAUAACCAGCAAGUUGUUCCGUUGGAACAAGGAAUGAAAUAUGUUAGAGCUAGGAGUACUUUAAACCAGAGUAUUCGGUUACUACAGAAAACUUCAUUAGAACUUCCAGAAAAGGUGAGAAGUGUAAUCAGUGCCAUUGAAGCCACUCAACUUCUUAUAAACAACAAUGCUUCAUUUAUAAUCGUCCAGGAAGCUAAGAAAUACAUGGAUACUAUCUUAGGUUACUUUGAGCAGUAUUCAAUGUGGGUGAAGGAUUCGAUUACUACACAAGUAGCAACCUGUAAACCAAUUGCAAAUACGAUUGAUACAGCUAUCGAUAUUUUUCUGUGCAGCUAUGUAAUGGAUUCUUUGAAUGCCUUCUGGUUCGGACUAGGAGGCUGCUGCAUUAUGCUGAUCCCUGCCAUUAUUUGUGCAGUGAAACUAGCCAAAUUCUACCGCAGGAUGGAUACUGAGGACGUGUACGAUGAUGUUGAAACUAUGCCCAUGAAAAAUUUGGAAAAUGGUAAUAUUGGUUAUCAUAAAGAGCAAUUAUAUGGUAUACACAAUCCAGUUAUGACAAGCUCUGUGGAACAGUGGUAACUCAGACUGGAACUAUUAACCCGUCUGGAAACAACAGUUUCUCCUCAAGGGAAGCACAGCUGAACCAUCAUGUUUGAAGAAAGCAAAGCAAAUUAAUCUUGCAUAAAAAAGAAUUACUGAAUCUUUGGUCAUAAAGUUAAGGCAGGUUAAUGGCAAUUGGGCCACCUGGCCUCAGUUUUUGCUGCCAAGAAACCACUGAAACCAUUAAUCUGUUAUGGGUUUUGUUCUUGUUUCAUAAAAUAAUUUUCAUUUUUUUCUUGUACCAUAUAAAUGAAAUAAAACAGGCCUAAGUGUUCUCAUUUUAUCUUAUUUUUGCUUCACCUGAAUAGUUUGUUCAAAAUGAAUUAGAUUCUUCUUAAAAUGUCCAAUAAUGUUUGUACGCUAUAUAAAAAUAUGUUUACAUGAAAAAUGCAUUUGAAUACAGAGACUUUUGUACCUGAGUUUUUUACAGCUGUCUCACAACAAAAGAUUUGUUAUCUUUCAUAAGAUAACAAAAAGAUUUGUUAUCUUUCAUAAGUAACCUGUUCAGUGAUCAACAUUUCUCUGGUGCUGUUAAAAAUGAAAGUGGGGGGGGAAGCAACCAUGGAACUAUAGAUCCUGUCUUGUGCUGAUUUCAGAAAUAUGAUUAUAAAUGAAGGUUAAUAUUACUUUUUCUGAAUUCUUAUUUAAGACAGUAUUCUUAUUUAAGCUGAAACAUAUAUCUAUGUGAGGAGAGCAAUAUAUGGCUGAUUUGUCUGUCUCUGAACACACAGAUAGACAAAAAAGCAGUGGGGAUCUUUUGUAAUAUGAGAAGAGAUAUUCCCAAAAAAUCUAACUGAAGCUUCAGUAAAGUGAUUAGAUGCACCAGAAGACAACCACUGACUCAUUCUGGUGUAACAUCUAAAUAUUAUAAAUCUCCAUUAUGUUCCCACUGUGAAUAAAUCUGAUUCUCUUAUGCAUCAUUUCUCAAUCACGGAAGCUGUGUUGAGCUUGAAUUUGUGAUACCAUGUUUUCCCCAAAAUAAGCCCUAUCCCCAAAGAAGCCCUACCAUGUUUUUGAGCAUGCGCCCAAUAUAGGCCCUACCCCCAAAAUAAACCCUACUUAAGCACCUUUGCAGCCAGCCUGCUGCCCAUUCCAUUUGACUGGAUGUGCAACGGCUGCAAGGCAAGCCAGGGGGGGAGCUGCCCCACACAUCCUGCACCAGCUUACCUCAGAGCCUUCACAGCCAGGCCAUCUAUGCCCUGACACCUGCCUUACCUCAUAGUGCUGGCUCCACCAGCCAUGUCCAGCAGAGCCUUGUGUGUCCACCAGCCCACUUCUUAGCUUGCUUGUGCGGCCACAACAGAGCAGGGUGCUGAGUGAUGUGUUGGUGCUGUGGCCAUGAGGCAAGGCAGGUGUCAGGGUGUUGAUGGUCUGGUAAACUGGUGUGGGGCACAUGAAGAAGCCCCACCCCCAUCUCACCUUGCAGCCAUGUCAUCACCACAUCACUCGGCCUCCUGCUCUAUUGCGGCCAUGUAAGCAAGCAGAAAAAGUGUGCCGGCAGCCACACAAGGUCCUGGACGGUGCUGCUGGAGCCGCCACCGCAAGGCAAGGCUGAUUUGGGGGCGUGGGUAUCCUGGCUGCAGGACCCCUAAGGUAAGCUGGUGCGAGAUGUGUGGGGCAGCUGCAUCCCCUGCCUCGCAGCCGCGGCACUGACAUGCCACACAGCCUCCUGUCCUACCGUGAGCAAGCAGAAGAAGUGGGCCUCCCAUGUACUCUUAAAGUACAUGGGGAAAAAAAUAAAACAUCCCCCAAAAAUAAGCCCUAGUGCUUAUUUUGGAGCUGAAAAGAAAAUAAGGCUGGAUCUUAUUUUCAGAGAAACACGGUAAUUAAGGAAAAGGUUCAGAAAAUCUCAGAGCUGCUUUGCAAUGGCUGACAUUGCCAAAAGUGUGACUCUGAUUUUCCAGUGUGUAAGUAAUAAACUGUGAUACAACAUUGUUUUUGAACAAUGGAAUGGAGUAUAAAUGAUUUGUACAAUUAUGAAGCGGGGACAGUACUACUAAAUAACAAUUGCAGAAAGAAUGUGAAGAAAUAUUGUGGUAUAUGCUAAUAAUACUGAGAAUGUGUUCUUACAUAUACAAUCAUUCAUUUUGGGAGAUCCAGAUUUUCCAAGCUGGAUUUAAAUUCUAAUAAGAAUAAUUCUAAGUUAUUUAAAGAUUGGACAAUUAAUAUACACGUAUCAUUUAAUUAUGUAAUCUGUGCAAUCAGAGUAAACCAUGUGAUUCAAUACUUCUGCCUAACACCAGGGUUUAAAAAUAGUUUAUAUUCCAUUGAUUGUAGGAAGUUUUUCAGGACAAUUUUUUUAAAGCUAUCCAGUAUUUAGAAUAUUUAAGAGGGUUGGGUGUAUCUGUUAGGGGUGUGUGUGUGUGUAUUCAAUAUUAUAGAUUUAAUGCAUUCUUUUUAAUCUGACAGUGUCUUUCAAUCAUUUAAAUAAAGUCUUGAUUGAUAUUUGUUUCAAAUGGAAGAAGUUGGUAAACAAGAUUAAAACUUUGUUGUGUAUCAGAGAUAAAUGGAUUCUGUUUAAGCAACUUUUUCCAGUUGUGCUGGUGGGCAUUGGCAUCCAUAAUAAACCAUGAUGGCAUGU